Molecule: messenger RNA, 960 nt
Organism: Anoplopoma fimbria (sablefish)
Lineage: Eukaryota; Metazoa; Chordata; Actinopteri; Perciformes; Anoplopomatidae
Product: probable G-protein coupled receptor 148
Exons: 1
Coding region: 1-960 (319 amino acids)
Biological process (GO): G protein-coupled receptor signaling pathway
Cellular component (GO): membrane
Molecular function (GO): G protein-coupled receptor activity
Source: RefSeq, a predicted model, not a curated record
AUGACAUCACCAACGCUCAUCUCAAACUUCACACAGGAAUGGGUGGAGAUUAUGCUGAGGUUGCACCUGGAUUUCUUUUUCAUCCCAACCACAGUCAUCACUCUGGCCACCUUGCUGGCCGACCCCGUUCUCCUGACAUGCAUUUUCCUGUCCCGAGCCCUUCGUCAGGAGACACGUUACCUGCUGGUGGCCAACACCCUGGUGGCAGACGUGCUCUUCCUCGUCCUCAACCUGGCCACAGUGAUCUGUAACGCUGUGAGAGCUCAGAUACCCUGGCUGGCCUGUGAGCUGAUGACGGCCGUCACCAUCACCGCCUACUGCUGCGCCAUCCUCACCGUCACCCUCAUGGUGGUGGACACCUACACGGCGGUUCGCUGGCCCCUCCGUUACCAUGACUUGCUUCCACCUGCCCGCACCCACCGCAUAUUACUGGGGGUGUGGGUGCUGGCAGCCAUGUACCCUUUCAGCCUGGUGAUCAUGAUGGAGGUGGAGAGGGGAAAUCCGCACGAAAAGAUGGCUGUGUGUCUGGUCCUCGUCUCCCUUGGCUUCAUACAGGUCAUGAACAAGGCGGGGAUCUACAUCUACUUCUUUGUAGCUGCACUCAUCUGUGCUGCGCUCAUUUUUUUCUGCUACAUUCGGCUCUACAUGGUGACGAGGACCCAGGGCAUCUGGCAGAGCCGCUUCUCCAGGGCCCGGGUCACACUGCUGGCUCAUGGGGUUCUCCUCCUGCUCUACUUUGCCCCCGGCUUUGUUUUCAGCCUGGAGCUCCUCCUGUUCCAGAGGAAAGACAUCAGUCAGGAUGUGCGUGUGUGGAUCAGCACGGUCAAUAUGUGUGUUUUCAUGUUGCUUCCCAGGGCGAUCGCUCCAUACCUGUACGGGCUGAGGUACAGGGAGAUCUCGGACACUCUGAUGCAGCUGCUGCACCAACACGGGAGACUCAGCCAGAUCACAGUUACAUGA